UACUUCAGAAUUGUUGCAACUACCUUAGCCUGUUUCAAUAUUUCACAACCAACUUUUCCACGUUCUAGGCUCAGUUGUUCCACGCGUAUCGACGAAUCAACAGCUACCUUCCCCGUGAUGUACAGAAGAUACAAGAAAUUCGAGUGAAGUCUGUGCACUAAGUUAAUUAGCCGCGUUGGGAAAAAUCCCGAUCGAACGAACGAAAAGCCCGCCCCAGCAUCAACGGUUUCUUAUCCAUUAGUGAGAUAAUCAAUCAGUUGUGGUCCAGGUGUGCUUGCAGCGGCGGUGGUUUCUAGUGUUACUAAUCGGGCGACAAUUAAUAAAAGCAGCAGUGGGACACUUCGGAGCAGACAUUACCUUCCGAAAGCUUCGAAAUCGAGGAGCUCAUCUGUCGCUUGGAGUAAUUGUGUGUACCAUUUCAUCAGGAUGGAUUUUGACGAGUAUCGCGUUAGAGGCAAGGAAAUGGUCGAUUACAUCGCCGACUAUCUGCAAAACAUCCGAGAGCGGCGGGUUUUCCCGGACGUGAAGCCCGGCUACAUGCGGAAUCUGAUGCCGGAUGCGGCACCCGUCGAGGGUGAACCCUGGCAGGCAAUCAUUGACGACGUCGAGCGGGUCAUUAUGCCGGGUGUAACCCACUGGCAGAGUCCCCAUAUGCAUGCAUACUUUCCGGCGCUCAACUCUUUCCCGUCCAUGAUUGGCGACAUGUUGGCCGAUGCUAUAAAUUGUCUUGGAUUCACUUGGGCUUCCUCCCCCGCAUGUACCGAGCUGGAAUCGAUCGUAAUGAACUGGUUGGGGAAGAUGAUUGGCCUGCCGGACGAGUUCCUACACAUGCCAGGAAUCAGCAAGGGUGGUGGGGUGAUCCAAACCACGGCCAGCGAGUCGACGAUGGUGUGUCUGCUGGCCGGGCGGACCCUGGCCAUCAGGAAAUUCCACGAGCACACACCGGGCCUGCAGGAUGCUGAAAUCAACGCCAGACUGGUGGCGUACUGCUCGGAUCAGGCUCACUCCAGCGUCGAGAAGGCCGCCCUAAUCGGAUUGGUGCGGAUGCGUUUCAUCGAGUCUGAUGACAAUCUCUCGAUGGGGGGUCGCGCUCUGGAGGAAGCUAUAGAGGAGGACAUCAAGCAGGGGCUGAUUCCGUUCUGGGUCUGCGCCACUCUCGGCACCACCGGAGCCAGCUCGUUCGAUAAUUUGGCGGAAAUUGGAGACGUCUGUCAGAAGUACAAACUAUGGCUGCAUGCCGAUGCAGCGUACGCUGGAAGUGCAUUCAUCUGUCCGGAGUUCCGAGUUUGGCUGAAGGGGAUUGAGAAAGCUGAUUCCAUUGCAUUCAACCCAUCGAAAUGGCUGAUGGUACAUUUCGAUUGUACAGCGAUGUGGGUUAAGAACAGUGGAGCCCUUCACAGAACAUUCAAUGUAGAACCUCUGUAUCUGCAACAUGAGAACUCUGGCCUGGCAAUCGAUUACAUGCAUUGGCAAAUUCCACUGAGCAAGCGCUUCCGCGCUUUAAAACUUUGGUUCGUCCUACGUAGUUUCGGCAUCAAAGGUCUCCAGAAGCACAUUCGCGAAGGCGUUCGUUUAGCACAAAAAUUCGAAGCCCUAGUUUUGGCCGACAAUCGUUUCGAGAUUCCUGCCGCAAGGCAUCUCGGCAUGGUGGUAUUCCGUCUCAAAGGUGAGAACGAUCUGACCGAGAAGUUGUUGAAAAGGCUCAACCAUCGCGGGAAUCUUCACGCCGUUCCGGCUUCGUUGAAGGGCAAAUAUGUGAUCCGUUUUACGAUCACCUCAACGUACACCACAAACGAGGAUCUUCUCAAAGACUGGAACGAGAUUCGCACUGUAGCGGAUGAACUGUUGAAAGAGAUGGACAUUAAGUUUGUGGACAGGUCGAGAGUGGCUCUGAAAGAUACACGCGAGAAGAACGAAGCCUUUGGCUCUAGUCUGCUGCUCGCCAACUCCCCAAUGUCACCAAAGAUUGUGAAUGGAUCAUUCGCGGCGAUUUUCGAUGCGGACGAGUUUCUGGCCAAAGUGUACGCUGGAAUAAGGAUUUCGAACCAAGACUCGCCGGCCAUGAGACGCCGCGUGAGGGGAAUCCUUAUGUCUGGCAAACAAUUUUCGCUCGACUCCCGAAUGGAUCUCGUGGUUCACGGCAUUAGUCCGAACGAGGUCAAAAACGGUAUCCAAUCCAAGGCCAUCACAGAAGACUGUGAAGAGGUUUGGGAAGCUUGUGAGCAGAUGGAAAUUCAAGAUCAAGAUGCUCUCUACGAGAGUCUCGACAGUCCGUUCCUGCUUCCAAUACCGAUGCCCUGCCCGACGCCUCCUCCAAGUCCCCGUCGCCAGCUGCGCUCUCGAAGUGUGGAUGUCGGCAUAGUUCAUACCCAGAAUAGUGCCAACACGUUGCUGAACCUGCUAAGUAAACAAUCCGAAAUGUGCUGUAAAUCGGAACCAUUCACUUCAAUCGAUUCGUUGGAUCGAAUUCCGUCACCUUUCUCGCUUUCUCCGAACGCCAACUCCACCAGAGCGUCAUUCGAAUCCAACUUGUCUUCGAUUGAUGAGAACAGUUCGAUCGAAAACUUCAAACAAGGACCCAGCUCCAAACGACGCUGCUCCGAUAAUAGCCAUCUGUUUUCGCUCAAUAAACCGAACGUUUUCCCGGAAAAACGUCAAUCGGAACCCACCAUCCGGUACGCGUUCUACAAUAAAAGUUUCGACUUCCUCUGCCCAAAGCAACCUACAAAACGGGUGUUGUCCCAGAAUGACAUCUCGAAACGCACCUUCCGGCGGCAAAUUUCCACUAUCCAAGAAUUUACGGCGGACGAAGCCUUGUACGACGUGGAGCACAAUUGGCAGAAACCGACCUUGAAGAAUGUACAAAAAUUCCAGUGUAAUAUUUUCAGCGAAGAUGGACGAUGUAUUCAUUUAGAUCCGGUCAAUCAUAAUCGUGACGUGGAGUUAGACGAGUAUGGUCCUAUUGAUCUGGAUGGUAACGAGCAACACUUGGACAAAGUAGUGGAGAUGAUGACGGAGCAAUCCCGCGAUAGUUAUUGUGAUGAUGAGAUUAUUUACGAGAAUGUUAAAGUGUGUCGAAAAUGUGGACAUCAUACAGUAAAUUUAUAAUAUCAAGCCCAAUUCCAACAAUACUUCUAUAUACGUGAUACAAAUAUAAAUACUAUUCAUGUAAAAUAUAUUCAGGAAGUAUGUAUUCACGUUAGUUAAAUCGCAUCCAGGGUUGUUGUUAGCAGAGAUUGAUAUUCUAGACAAUCGGUGAGAGCUAUGAUUAGUUCAACAAAUUUAUAUUUCUGUUGCAUACGCUCCGGAGUUCGCAUUUCGUCCCCCACAAACGUACAAUGAAUUAUAUAAAAAUAAUUUUCAAAUGUUGAGGUCGAAAUCGUCAAUUCACCUGAACACAUUUCAUUGUAAAGUUCAAGUCACUUUAAUAGAUAUCAAAUAAUCAUGAAAUAUAAAUAUAGAAAACAACCAGUAAGAUCAUCAUGGAACAUUUGCUAUUAUUCCGAUCCGAGAAUCUAUUACACAAAUCUUCAAAAACUAUCUGCUGUGCAUGUCAAUAAAUAUGAAGCAAAACCUUUGCAAAUAGCUCCGUUCAUUCGAUGGCAGCUGCUGAACAAUUUCGCAUUUGUGUUUUUACAGUAGUAGGAAAUGUUAGCUAAAUAUAAUGUAGUCGAUCAGCAUGACACGUAAAGUAAGAAAGUAACCGCUCCCCAAAAAUGUUUAGCAAUCAUUCGUGCAGAAAAAUAUAUAAAUAAAUAAGUAUUACUGUUCGUGAAAAACAAAACUUCCUAAUUGCUCGUAGUGCAUCCGUGCCAAGAAAGUAACAAAUCGUAACCAAUUAUAGUACAUGAGUAAAAAGUCA
Molecule: messenger RNA, 3862 nt
Organism: Toxorhynchites rutilus septentrionalis
Lineage: Eukaryota; Metazoa; Arthropoda; Insecta; Diptera; Culicidae
Gene: Hdc
Product: histidine decarboxylase
Exons: 10
Coding region: 427-3108 (893 amino acids)
Biological process (GO): histamine biosynthetic process; L-histidine catabolic process
Molecular function (GO): pyridoxal phosphate binding; histidine decarboxylase activity; nucleic acid binding
Source: RefSeq, a predicted model, not a curated record